Molecule: messenger RNA, 2328 nt
Organism: Phragmites australis (common reed)
Lineage: Eukaryota; Viridiplantae; Streptophyta; Magnoliopsida; Poales; Poaceae
Product: gibberellin receptor GID1-like
Exons: 2
Coding region: 542-1615 (357 amino acids)
Biological process (GO): positive regulation of gibberellic acid mediated signaling pathway; raffinose family oligosaccharide biosynthetic process; floral organ morphogenesis
Cellular component (GO): cytoplasm; nucleus
Molecular function (GO): gibberellin binding; hydrolase activity
Source: RefSeq, a predicted model, not a curated record
GGAGAGAAAAAUAUUGGCAGCUUGGCUAGGGAAAUGGGGUGUUGGGCUGGGCGCUUUACUUUUUGAGCCGCCCGGUUUUGUCGUACUCGUCUCCUCCGCCCGUCCGCUGCCUUCCCCCGUCCGCCCUAUUAUCCCCCUCCUGUGCCCUCUCCCCUUGUGCCUCACACACCACCGCGCGCUAGUUCUCCAUCGCUCUAGACUUCUCCUGCGCCCUCCUCUCCUCCUCUUACUCCCGAGCACUACCGUUGUUUCUUUCCCACUUGGCUGUUACAGGCGGAGGUGGGGAUUUGGAUUGGAGGCGAGGGGAGUUCUUGGCCCCAGGGAGAUCGGGGGCGGGUGGGUGUCGCGUCCUCGCCGGGCUCGGUAGAGCGAGAUCGUUCGGCUGCUCUUGGUGCGGCCCGGCAUCAGGGGCACAUGCCGUGAGCAAAGGCGAAGGCUUUGUCGCCCGAGGGAGAAAUCUUGCAGCAGGAGCAGCCUCUGAAGCCGGUGGUGCGGUAGCCUAGCCGAGCAGCGGCGCCCGGCCCCCUCAGCGCUGACCGCCAUGGCCGGCAGCGACGAGGUCAACCGCAACGAGUGCAAGACGGUGGUGCCGCUCAACACAUGGGUGCUCAUCUCCAACUUCAAGGUGUCGUACAACAUGCUCCGGCGGCCGGACGGCACCUUCGACCGCGGCCUCGCCGAGUUCCUCGACCGCCGGGUGCCGCCCAACGCGCGGCCCGUGGAGUGCGUCUCCUCGUUCGACCACGUCAUCGACUCGUCCGUCGGCCUCGAGGUCCGCAUCUACCGCGCCGUCGCUAACAACGGCGCCGGCGCCGGCGCCGGGGCCGAGGGCGCGGCCGCGGUCACCCUACCCAUCCUGGACUUCCUCACCGGCGCGCCGUCCCCGGACCCGUUCCCGGUCAUCCUCUUCUUCCACGGCGGCAGCUUCGCGCACUCGUCCUCCAGCACGGCCAUCUACGACCACCUGUGCCGCCGGUUCGUGAAGCUGAGCAAGGGCGUCGUGGUGUCUGUCAACUACCGCCGCGCCCCCGAGCAUCGCUACCCGUGCGCCUACGACGACGGCUGGACCGCGCUCAAGUGGGCCUUGUCCCAGCCGUGCCUCCGCAGCGGGGAGGACUCCCGGCUCCGCGUGUUCCUCUCCGGCGACAGUUCCGGCGGCAACAUCGCCCACCACGUCGCCGUCCGCGCCGCCGACGAGGGGAUCAAGAUUUGCGGCAACAUCCUGCUGAACGCCAUGUUCGGCGGCCGCGAGCGCACCGACUCGGAGCAGCGGCUGGACGGCAAGUACUUCGUUACUCUCCAGGACAGGGACUGGUACUGGAAGGCGUACCUGCCCGAGGACGCCGACCGGGACCACCCGGCGUGCAAUCCGUUCGGGCCGAACGGGCGGCGGCUCAAGGGGCUCCCCUUCACCAAGAGCCUCAUCAUCGUGUCGGGGCUGGACCUCACCUGCGACCGGCAGCUGGCGUACGCCGAGGGCCUCCGGGAAGACGACCUCGACGUGAAGCUCGUGUACCGUGAGAAGGCGACGGUGGGCUUCUACCUGCUGCCCAAUACGGACCACUACCACGAGGUCAUGGAGGAGAUCUCGGACUUCCUCAAAGCUAACCUCUAGUACAUAACACAGCUGCUGAUCAAACUCAUCGUCGUUGUCAUCUCGACACACACUUCAUUUCUUAUAGCAAGAUGGUAAGCUUGACUUAUAAUAGUAUCUCUUAUACUCUGCUGCUUGGGGAUCAUCUGAAGUCCGGCGAUGGCAAGACUCAUUUGCUGUCCAUGGCAUGCGCACUCAACACUCUAGAGAGGAGCUCCACACUCUAAUGAUGGUGACUUGUUUCGUCAUCGUCGGAUGAAGUUGUUUCGCUAAUCGUUCUGCUGAUCGGCUCGGUGCAAGCUUGGAUCCUUCAUCUGUGUCCAUGGAUUGCGAGUGCCUCCAGCGGUAUGUGACUUGAUUGAUGGAGAGAAGCUUAUUAUUUCGCCAUGGAUCGACCUCUCUGCUUAUCUGGGGAGGAGAUGAAAUUCAUAUAACAUUCAGUGUACAGUAAUGGAUCAACAAGAAGGUGGAUGACCCUUUUUGUUGUUGUGUUGAUGUAGUAGUUUCUCAAUCUACUGGAUUGGAUGGUGCCUCUCUUGCUCAUUUUCAAUCUAUCUACCCAUGUUGUGAAACAAAAAUAUGCGAUGGAUGUUUCCAAACUAGGCUAGUAGACAUAAAAGAUGUACUGCCCUGCCCCUCUUUUGUUUUCCCUCGGUCCUCUGACCCUUUCUGUAUACAUGCUGCUGAAGUGCUAAUGUUGUAAUGCGUGUACUUUGAAUACCUGGUUUUCUCCA